CCUCCCUCCCUGCCCCCGGCUCCGCACACAGAACCACACACGCACACCCCCUCCCCUGCCUCCCUCCCCGCGCGCCGCCCGCCCCGCCGGCCCCGCUCGCCCUCGCGCGCUCGGAAGGGAGUCGCGAGACGUCGGAGCGGCGGCCACGUAGCGCUGCGGCGGCGGCGGCGGCGGCGGCGGCGGCCGAGGCCGGGUCUGCGGAGCGGCCCUGAGGACAGACGUUGGGCGGGGGGAGGGGCCGGCCCGGCCGGCGGUUGUUACUCGAGCGCCGCGGCUACAGGCCCCCCGCCGCAGGGAUGGACCGCCGAGGCGGCGGUCGGGGCGGCGGAGGCGGAGGCGGCCGGCCAGGAUAAGAUGCUCCAAGUCAAUUGCAGCUCCCUUCAGAAGAAAAGUCACUAGCGCUCUGCUCUUGCCAUAAUACCAAACCUUCUGACUUACGCUUCGGUGCUGCCACACUGGAAGAAUUGCACACAGGUUCCAGGAAUACCUUUUUUUUUUUUUUUUUGAGUGAUUCUUUGUGGAUGGAAAAAGAUUUGAGUCUUAAUAAUUACCCUGUUUUAAAGCUAUUUCUCUACAGUCUGAUCUGCGUUCUGCAUCGGGCCGCUCCCCCAUGAGCCACGCAGCCAGCUCUCGCCAGGAGCGGGUGGAAAGCUGCGCUGUGCAUGCAGCAGGGAUGGCCCAAGAAGAUAGCCGUCGGGCUCCAGUGCCAUCUGCCUUUUAUCAUGGUGCCAACCAAGAACUUGACCUGUCCACCAAAGUGUACAAAAGGGAAUCGGGAAGUCCUUAUUCUGUGUUAGUGGACCCCAAGAUGAGCAAGCCCCAUCUCCACGAAGCCGAGGAACAGCCGUAUUUCAGGGAGCCAAGGGCAGUGUCUGACGUGCAUGCUGUUAAGGAAGACCGGGAGAAUUCUGAUGACACGGAGGAGGAGGAGGAGGAGGAGGUUUCUUACAAAAGGGAGCAGAUCAUAGUGGAGGUAAACCUUAAUAACCAAACGUUAAAUGUAUCUAAAGGGGAAAAGGGUGUCUCUUCUCAGUCCAAAGAGACUCCUGUUCUUAAGACAAGCAGCGAGGAGGAGGAGGAGGAGAGUGAGGAAGAGGCCACCGAUGACAGCAAUGACUAUGGAGAGAACAGAAGGCAGAAGAAGAAGGAGAAGACAGCGGAGAAGGCCAGCGUCACACACAGGAGAACCAGGAGAGCCAGCUCCGUGGCCACGGCCACCACUUCCCCAACUCCCAGGACAACAAGAGGGCGUAGGAAGAGCGUAGAGCCGCCUAAGCGUAAGAAGCGGGCUGCCAAGGAGCCCAAAGCGCCGGUCCAGAAAGCUAAGUGUGAAGAGAAAGAGACUCUGACCUGUGAGAAGUGCCCCAGGGUGUUUAAUACUCGCUGGUACCUGGAGAAGCACAUGAACGUUACUCACAGGCGCAUGCAGAUUUGUGAUAAGUGUGGCAAGAAGUUUGUCCUGGAAAGUGAGCUGUCCCUUCACCAGCAAACAGACUGUGAAAAAAAUAUCCAGUGUGUUUCCUGUAACAAAUCAUUCAAGAAACUCUGGUCCCUUCAUGAGCACAUCAAGAUCGUCCAUGGAUAUGCAGAAAAGAAGUUUUCCUGUGAAAUUUGUGAGAAGAAAUUCUAUACCAUGGCUCAUGUGCGGAAACACAUGGUUGCACACACGAAAGACAUGCCAUUUACAUGCGAAACCUGUGGAAAGUCGUUCAAACGCAGCAUGUCCCUCAAGGUGCACUCCUUGCAGCAUUCCGGAGAGAAGCCCUUCAGAUGCGAGAACUGUGACGAAAGGUUUCAGUACAAGUACCAGCUACGUUCCCACAUGAGCAUCCACAUUGGGCACAAACAGUUCAUGUGCCAGUGGUGUGGCAAGGAUUUCAACAUGAAGCAGUACUUCGACGAGCACAUGAAAACACACACUGGAGAGAAACCCUUUAUCUGUGAAAUCUGUGGCAAAAGCUUCACCAGCCGCCCCAACAUGAAGAGGCACCGCAGAACUCACACAGGCGAGAAGCCCUAUCCGUGUGACGUGUGUGGCCAGCGGUUCCGCUUCUCCAACAUGCUUAAGGCCCACAAGGAGAAGUGCUUUCGGGUGACCAGCCCCGUGAAUGUGCCACCUGCUGUCCAGAUCCCACUCACAACUUCCCCGGCCACCCCAGUUCCUUCUGUGGUGAACACACCCACGACCCCCACCCCUCCGAUCAGUAUGAAUCCUGUGAGCACUCUUCCCCCCCGGCCCAUCCCCCACCCCUUCUCACACCUCCACAUCCACCCACACCCUCACCACCCCCACCACCUCCCCAUCCCUCCGGUCCCUCACCUCCCCCCACCUCCAGCUCUCUUUAAGAGCGAGCCUUUAAAUCAUAGAGGCCCAGGUGAGGACAACUUUCUGCGGCACCUGGCCGAGAAGAACAGUUCAACACAGCAUCAUUAACAUCCAUCUCCUUAAGUGUGUCCUCCACGAGUUGUGUGCCCGUGUGAGUUUGCAGAGGGAGUUGGUGAGCAUUUCUGUAGCUGUCAGACUCUCCUCAGCCUCCACCAAGAGCUUUGUCAUUGUCUUGGUGAGUCAACACAUCCAAGGGAAUGAACGCGAAGACCACCUUGAGCUCAUGGAGGGAACUGUCAUCUAAACCAGGGGAACCACCGAACUAAAGCCCAAUUUGCUUGCAUUUUCUGGUGACUUUUAUAAAUUUCAAAUACUCAGACUUGUGGAAUUUUAUAAUUUCAUAUCAGCUGAUGAGGUAUGCUUGCUUUUAUAUCCCGGACUUCUCCUCAAAGAGGGGACAGGCCUGGUUUCCUUUGUACUAAUCGGGAAGGCUGUGAGAUUAAUCCAGAGCAUUAAUUGUAUCACUGUGUAUCGUAACAAAUUCUUUUCAGCUUUUGGUGCUGGCUUCAGAAUGGAGCCGGCCGUGUUUCCCAGUAUAUCCAGCAUUAUAGAGAAAGACGGGAAGUUUCUUCUUUGUGUAGCUCUCCUAACGCACUCUUUAUUUUACUACAGAAAUUAUUUUAGAGUUUUUGUAUGGACUUCUUUAGUGGUCUGUUUCUAAAAUGAAAUGUAUUUCAAUAAGCGGUGUAAUUUUUUCAGUGUAGCUGGGCCUAUGUUGUAAAAUAGAAAAAAAAUUUUUAUAAUCAUCAAAAUGUGAUUCUUAAAGAUGCAUAUAACUUCUAUAGUUCAAAGUUAUUCUUACAUCCGUACAACUCAAAGGUGCUUCAGAGACUAGCUGUAUCUGAGAGGGUCUCCAGACACCAGGUUACUGCACGGUGAGGUUUUGCUUUCAGAACUUGGCGUAAGUCCUUACUAGUUUUUCAAAUCUCCGCAUCACACUCAAGUGUCAGUGUGUUAGGCUUGUUGACAUGCUCCUGUCCUCCGCGUUUCACUUGGUGGGGUCACCGCAUUAAAUGGAACGAUUGGCAAGGAGUUGGAUCUUUCCCAGGGAAGUCACCUAAAGCUUGCGGGUUUUAAAACUCUGAGUCAAGCUGUUCACUGUCAGGAGGAGGAAGCGGGUGGUGGGGGGGGUGGUGUCCUCAGUCAUGGCUGUUUCUCACUGUCCCCAGAGCUUGCCCGUGUUCCACCUGUGGCGACGACAAAUGGAAGUCUCAUGAUACACUGCUUGUUUUGAGGUUGCUGUGUUUUUCUAGAAUUGUUGUGACAAGAUAAAAUAGUACACUAAAAUCACAAACAUGAUGUUGCUGACAGUAGCUGAGAAGUUGGCAUGAGAACAAAUUGACUGUGAGUUUUCAAAUGUCUCUUCAUCCAUGGAUCUAUCCACAACUUUGAGCUAUUCUAUCACAGUUUAAAUUGUAGCGAGGGAAAGAAAACUACAUUUUGCUGCCCAGUUCUCUGCAGGUAAUUAUGUGACACAGUGUUGACAGGUGGUGAGGGCAGCGUCUCUAACACCUUUAAGACAGGUUACUUUUCCAGGUUUGGGAAGCUUCGAAAGAGUACGAUCAAUCAGGAGCUUAUAUAGGAAAGGCUGAAGAGAAGGGCUAACCUAUUGCUCAUAUUUAACUGAUCAGAUUUCUCCAGACUCAGUAUAGCUAAAAAUUGUGUAUUUUUUUUUUUCAUCUCAGAGAACUGAGUUCCAAAGCUAGGUCUGCUUUCUUUCUCUCUCUCCCUCUGUGUUUUAAUCUGGACAUUUCUUCAUUUUUCUUUCCUCAGGCUCUUAGAUCAUUGCCUAAAUCAGAACCCUGGCUUUUAUUUAUUUUUAAUUUUUAAUAUUAAAUGUGCAGAUAUGCUUCAAGCACUUUUCUGGCUGAUUAGCUCUGUGGUAGGAAAAAAUGGAACUCUCAAGUGAGGUCAAGUCCCUGUUUUGUAAAUAUCACGUUCUCUACUAGCUUUUUGGUUUAAAAUUUCCACACUUUUUCCUUUUGAUUAUUGCCUUUCCUCUUCUAUGAUGAGCAUAGGAAAAUUUUGGAAUGAGGCAGAAAAGUAGCCCAAGACCUACUUUUCUUCCUGUUUGUGGAUAUAAUUCCAAAAGAAUGUUAUUUUAAAUCUUUGUAUACAGUUUUUGGACACCCGGGUACCCAAACCGAUAAGGAAAGUUAAUUUCUUGUUUGUGACCAUUAUUUCUUUAGUGGCUGCCACCUCUUACUCCACAAUCUCCUUCCCAUUCCAUGAAAAGUUUGUGGGUGGAUCUACACCUUCAUGUAGAUGUAUCAUUACUUAAUGGCCAAGCCUAUAAUAUUAAGAUGGUUUUUUUAAAGAUGUAAAUUGCAACUUAAUUAAUUGGUUAUAGUACCUUAUUUUAUUCUACAUAAAUUUACCAUAUUGGGCAGCAAUUCUGAAUUCCAGACUUGAGACCAUUAAAUCAACCAUUUUAUGAAGUGUACUAUAAUUAUACACUGGAAAAUUCAGGUAGUCAUAUUUGAUUUUUUCAUCCAAGUGAAUAUAGCCAUAAGAAAAUGCCUACUACAUAGGAAAACCAGUAUUAAGCAAAUAAUCACCACCACCCUUAACAGAAGCAAAAAAAAGGAUUUUUUUUUUUUUUAAAUCAGCAUUGUCACAUAAUACAAUUCACGGUGAAAUGUAUUGUGGAACAAUCUGAAAACCUCUACUUUUUUUUUUCCCCUAGAUAAGUAUUACCUUCCCUGACUUGGGAUUUGUGGUCUUCAGGAACACUGCUCAGAACAUAAUGACUCCUCAUCAGUGUCAUAUCACAUAUAAAUAAUGAAAUGCAUUAAGAAUAUUUGCAACAUUCGUGCUUCUGAAUACAAGAACUGCAGGAUUAAGCCUUAAACAUAUAUGUGCAUCAGGUUUAAUGUGCUUAAGACUCGAACUCAGGGUUGGAAAUUUGAUUGGGGUCCUUCACUAGGAUGAAAGUUGCAUUCUGUGGUGUGUUGCCUCUGACAGAGAGCACAGCUCCCUGUGACUUCAGAACUUCAUGCCUGCUUGCUAUCUGUUUAUGAAAAAAAGAACCGUGGAGGAGUUUGAGUUCUCAGCCCUUAUCUGUCCUUCGUCUUUUAAAGACAACAAAGGCCACAUUUCAGCGUUAUAUAGAUAUCCAAUUGAGGCUUUUUCUCAUUACUUAAUUUUACUGUCCUCAAAGGCUUGUAUCGUGGGUAGGGUUAAGGCUUACUCGAGGAAAAUCCCCCAAGGACUUUCUUGAGCUGACAUUGCUUUUUUUUUUUUCUUUUUCUAUGCUUUUCUUGUAGAUUUAUCAUUCAAAUAUGAACUCUUCCUUAGCCUUAACGAAAGGCUGCUUGCUGCUUUCUCAAAUUGAGUCAGGUAGGCUCAUACUGAGUUAGAUUUUUUAAUUUGAAUGAAGAAAAUAGGAUGAAAAGUUUAAAGGCACGUGGCUUCAUUUCCAUGUAUAUUUGUGAUUUGAUUCUUAUUUUUUAGCAAGCCGGGAGUCUCCACAUAAGACUUUAUGGAAGUUCAAAGAAAUCUUUUGCAAGUCAGUUAUGUAUACUUUCACAGUCUACCAUUUACAUGAAUUGUUCUAAAUUGAUGACUGAGCAUGACAUUACCGUGGUUGUACCAUCUUUUUAAAAACUACCUUUGUUUGGAAGUACCUUUUCAUUGUGGUUAGAGGCUCCCUGUAAUUUGAUUGUCCCUAGGAUACUAACUGAAGCCAAAAUACGCUAAAGAAACGCUCGUCGACUGAA
Molecule: messenger RNA, 6105 nt
Organism: Mirounga angustirostris (Northern elephant seal)
Lineage: Eukaryota; Metazoa; Chordata; Mammalia; Carnivora; Phocidae
Gene: ZNF652
Product: zinc finger protein 652
Exons: 6
Coding region: 611-2434 (607 amino acids)
Biological process (GO): regulation of gene expression
Cellular component (GO): nucleus
Source: RefSeq, a predicted model, not a curated record